This is a messenger RNA of Calypte anna (Anna's hummingbird), 954 nucleotides long. RefSeq names its product cilia and flagella associated protein 77 (gene CFAP77). The transcript has 6 exons. The record is from RefSeq and is a predicted model, not a curated record. Bases 142 to 864 code for a protein of 240 amino acids. Lineage: Eukaryota; Metazoa; Chordata; Aves; Apodiformes; Trochilidae.
CCCUGCCCAAAGCGGAUCCGCAGCCCCCCGGACCGACCCUCCCGGUCCCCUCGGCGGCACAGCGAGCACACGGGCAGAGCGACGCCGCCCCCUCACCCCCAAGCGCCGGCUCUUCCCUCGUGGUGCAGCCAGGACGGCGACAUGGCGGGCGACAGCACGGCCCCCCCGCGGCGGCCGCUGUGCUUGGCCGAGGUGGAGCCGGGCACCGAGAACGAGCGGCUGGGGGUGGCCCGGGACAGCAUGUUGCGCAACCCGCUCAUCCUCAAGGCAGAAGUGGGGAAGCCCCCGAGAAACUGCUACACCCUGCCAGGCUUGGAUUUUGCAUAUGGGUUGUACAUCCCAAGGACAGAUGGAGGAGUCCCUGAAGCAAUAGGCAACUGGAACUCAAUAAAGCCUGGGACUCGUUUUGUUGAGAAAAUGCCCCGAGACUUCAUCACCAUGAACCGGGGUGCCCUGAGGGACGGGUGUCUCACAGCCAGGGACUUCCAGCUGUACUACAAGACCAAGGACAUUCGGCGCAAAAGUGACAAACCCUUCAAGACUUGUCCUCCUAAAGCACUUCCAGACAUGACCUUUGGCAUCCCCACACGGUCUUCCUCUCCCUUUUAUGACCUCCUCCACCACAAAUACAGGGAGCAGUGGCUGGAGGAGCAGAGAGCCCUGACAGUAGCCGAGCAAAUGGAAAAGAAAAAGGUGAAAUGCUCCAGCAUGCGUGAAACCCGCACCACAUUGCUGCGAAAACAGCCCCAGCCUGUGGUGGAGGAAUCCUUCUGGCACCUGCCCCACUUGGAGAAGGUUGGGCCUCAUCUCAGUACUUUUCCAAACCCUGAGACUCGUAAAAAGGCAUUCAGUGCUUCCCGUUGAGAAGUGCCUGCAAAAUGUGGUCCCCUUCUCCAGAGCAUCUAUGCAGUGAGGACCACAGCACUGUGUGGGCACCACAGUCCCAAACCCUGC